This is a messenger RNA of Epinephelus lanceolatus (giant grouper), 2775 nucleotides long. It is a transcript of the gene sowahaa, whose product is annotated as sosondowah ankyrin repeat domain family member Aa. Lineage: Eukaryota; Metazoa; Chordata; Actinopteri; Perciformes; Serranidae. The record is from RefSeq and is a predicted model, not a curated record. Gene Ontology annotation, molecular function: protein binding.
UGGAGAGGAGAGGAGUGAGCAGCCAGGUGAGGCUUACUGUACUGUCAGCAGAACAAAGGUGGAACAGCACCAACAUACAGCGCGGCUCUCGGAGGUAGAUGCUUUAAUAGACUAUAGUUUUAAUAAUGGCUUUGACGCAAGAAUCCGUCCUGUGUGCGCUGAUAGCGGAGGGAGGCAAAGUGAAGAAAUCCGACUUAGUGGCGAAGUUCAAAGGUUUAAUAGACUGCGACGAUCCCGCAGAGAAACAACGGAACAGGGAACUGUUCAAGACUUUUGUCAACAGUCUCGCCGUCGUCAAGGAAAUCGACGGUGUCCGGUAUGUUGUCGUCAGGAAAAUGUAUCAGCAUUUACUGGAGGGUGCCCAGACUGAGCAGAGCCGUGUGGAAAACACUGAAAAUAAAGAGAUCCCGCAGACAGGUGAGCAGCAGCGCCCACCUGCGCAGACUGAGGAGACUGAUAAUGCACGAGGGGAAAGAUCAGCUGCUCCUGAACCUGAUCCAGAACAGGCAAGUGAAUGUGGUGAAAAUCCCACUGAUGAAAUGUCUCCCAUUCAGCAGGCGUUGCAAAGGUGCAGAUCCAUGGAUGUUAGAGUUAAAAGAACACUGAAUUUUGAGAUUAAAAAUCAGGGCACAAAUGAAGAUACUUGCAUACAAAGCUGGGCUGUAAAUAAGCCCACCAGCAUCCAGAACAAACCCUUUGCCUUGCCUCUGAGGAUGCCUCCCACUGCCACAAAGGUCGAGAUCCACAAACUGAAGGUGGACCCUCCUGAAAGCCCAAAACUGGACUCUUUUAGAAACAAAAGAAGGCCCCCUGCAGUGGAGACAGGCGGCUGCAUCAGCUCACCCCAGCUGAGAAGGUCAGUGAAGAGCACCAAGGCGUCAGAGGGGCCCAAAGAAACAGGAGUCCCCUCCUUGGUUCCCCUGGAGCAGUCAGAGCAUGAAUGGCUGGUGAAGUGCGCAGCCGGCCACUGGAGCCAAGUUUACGGCCUGCUGCUGAGAGACAACCAGCUGGCCGAGAAGAGGGACUUCAUGUCAGGGUUCACCGCUCUGCACUGGGCAGCCAAAUGUGGGAACAGCGAAAUGCUUGUGAAGAUUAUCGACCUAUCCAAGCAGGCCGGGGUUGACAUUGACAUUAAUGCAAAAACACACGGCGGAUACACUCCUUUGCACAUUGCCGCCCUGCACGACCAGGAGUACAUCAUGGCCAUGCUGGUGGGGGAGCACGGGGCCGAUAUAAGCAUCAGGGACAACUGUGGGAAGAGGGCCUACCACUAUCUGCACAAAGGCACUUCUGCGACUGUGCGAGAGAUGCUGGGUGAACCUAAAGCCAAGGAGGCCCAGGACAGGGCCCUGCAGGAGAAAGAUGAGAUGGACCUGGUCCCGGAUCUCUCCAAGGGCCUGUAUUCUAUAAGUCGUCUCUUCCAGCCCCAUGUGACGGGCCAUAAGAAGAAGCACAAGCAGAGGCCGGCAUUUUACUCCUUGAGCGAUGGCCCCAUUGAGGAGCGAGAAGACAGCAGCAGACACAGAGUUUUAUCAGAUGUUUUUAUGUGAACUCGUAACUCUUUCUUGUCUUAUAGUGUGCCAACCGCUAUAAAUGUGACUGACAGUCCUCUGAUUUUCAGACCCUCUUAAACAAAGACAAAAACACUUAAAAGAAAAUCAAUUACUUCUCUCUUGUUUCACAUUUAUAUUUUCUUGAUAUUUGAUGACCAAAACAAGGAUAUUUUAAUCAGCAUGGUUGACUGAUUCCAAGUUAGAGACAUAGAGUGUUAGUUUGAGAUGUUAUCUGUCUGAGUUGUAUCUUAAGGCAGGUGUGUAAACAUAACAUGAUUCAGAAAAUGCUCCAGUGAGUCCAGUGAGUCCAGUGAGUCGUCUCAUUGCUCACUGUCUACGGUCUCUUGAGGGCAACAUCUUCACAAUAAGAAGACUCACACUCACACAGCUUAAAAAUAUAACAGACAUUAUGUUUACUUUAUGUUUAAUAAUGAAUUCCCAAUUCUCAAAAUCAAGACGCACACAUCCAUAACUUGAUUUUUAAAUAUCUGUUCUCUAAAAAAUGUCUUCUUUGAAUCUAUUUCUGAUCAAAGUGAAUCAACACCAACAGGAAAUCAGUCUAUGAUAGAAAAAAGUCUCUGAAGUAGCAGAAAUAUCAAGACUGGACUUGUGUGUUUUCACCUCUGACUAACUGAGAUAAACCUGAGUAACAAAGUGGUCAUACUCUUGAUUUCCAGAGGCAAACACGCCCAGACAAAAAAACGAGGGUGUGCUUACUUAUGGGUGAAUCAAACCUCUGGAAGCAACACAACAAAUUAAUAAAUAAAAAUUGGAGAAAUGUUUGUGCCUCUGAGGAGGAUUUAGAGCACUUGCCUUUUCAUCACUUCACUUUAUCACAGAUUAAUUAUUAAACGCAGCGAAGCAUUAAGGAGCAGCAAACAUCCCACUGAAAAACCCUUAAAGAAAACAAACAUUUGAAUUCACUGGAUUAUCUUUUACAAGAUUAGGUAAAGGGUGUGUCAUUCAGUAAGAGGUGUGCAGGUGUUCCAUAAAUCGUUAUAGUCCCUGUAUGUGCCAAAACUUCUGUGAGACGUGGCUCAGAGCCAUCUUUCAUCUCACUGAGACAGCUGUGAUUCAGCUUCAUGAGCAGCAAACUGGGAAUGAGUGUGUGUGUUUGCAUGUAGGUGGUUGAAAGUGUGUUUUAAAGCUGCCUUGUUUCCUGCCUGUCAUGAUUCCUUGUUCUGGUUGACAAGAGAAGAAUAAAAGAAACGUUUUGAAUGUG